Molecule: messenger RNA, 4578 nt
Organism: Durusdinium trenchii
Lineage: Eukaryota; Dinophyceae; Suessiales; Symbiodiniaceae
Source: the annotation of a GenBank genome assembly
AUGGAGAUGUCAGAGAGUGAUGUCGCUGCACUGCUAGAGGCUCUGCAAGCACAAGACUAUGCGCUGCUGCCACCACUUUCGGGCGCCAUCGAUCGGACGUCGGUCCUGGAGGCGUUGCAAGGCAGGGAACGAUGGCAGCCCGAAUUUCCCGAGUUCGAGAAUGACACCAUGGGCCGUAGCUUCUCGCAGAACAAGGUCUCGUGGCUGGAUGAUGCAGAAGAUCACCUCGCCGCGAUUUGCAAGGAAUUAAUUGACCUUGCCGAAGUGGUUGCAGGGGUGACGCCCAGUCUGGGGCUUCCUUCUAGUGGAAGGACCAGAGUGAUGGCACAUACUGCAAGCACGGAGGAGGACAAGAAGCAGCUCGCCUUACCUGCCCAAGGCAUCAAAGUCGAGGCCCGUGUCCUCCAGGAUCGACUCCUCUUCCGGGAGCAGCGGAAGGUCUGCAUCCUGCACAUCGUGGGGGGCGCGGAGCAUGGAACUCUGAUUUUGCAUCGUGCCGGUCUUGACACUCCAGUCCAAUGUGAGGAUGGCAUGACUUUAGUUUUCCGACACGACAUUUAUGACUACAGUUUCGAGCCCUCCAAGGAUCAACAUGCCUUGCAGUUGUGGCUCUUGAAAGAUCCACCGCCAGGAGAGAAGCCCAUAUUAGUGGACCCGAAGGAGGCUCUGAAGAAGAUUCCUGUGGGGCCGCUCUACGGCACGGGCAACGACACCGUGGACGUGAUGAGCAUUUCGGUUCGAGAUCCGGGCCUGGUGAAUGGACCAGAGGAUUAUUGGGCCAUGCUUUCGGGAGGAUGUGACACCAUCGUUCGAGUGCCACUGGACCGUUGGGACUUGGAGUUGUACUACUCGGCAGAGCCCGAUGUCUCCGGCAAGGGCUACAUCCAGCAUUUUGGGAUGCUGACAGACCAGCAGAUGUCCAUGUUCGACAACCAGUUCUUCAACAUGACUCCGGAGGAGGUGAAGUUUUUGGAUCCGACCCAGCGGAACGCCCUGGAAGUGGGCUAUGACUGCUUCUUCCGGGCUGGCUGGAACCGGGAGUCCUUGCAAGGGACGGAGAUGUGUGCCAGCUUUGGCUAUGCAGCCAGUGAGUUUGUCGUCAACAUGGCCUUGCGAGGACAUUUCGGAUUCGAGUCCGACCUCUACCUCCAAACCAAUCCGUCUUCUUGUGCUUCUCGAUUACACUAUGUCUUUGGCAUGAAAGGUCCAGUCUCCACCACGGAGACGGCGUGCUCGUCUUCUCUGUCUGCCGUGGGCCUGAUGCACAACAACUUGCGGCCUGUCAUGCCGGAUGAGAGUGUGGACAUGGCCUCCAUGAGGAAGCAGGUGAAGUAUGGCAUUGCCAUUGGAAGCAAUGGGCACUUCGACCCUUUUUACACCAUUGCUCUGUGUGGUGCUUCCAUGUUGUCGCAUGUGGGGCGAUGCUUCACCUUUGACCAGUCAGCGGAUGGCUUCAUCCGUGGUGAGGGCUGCGGAGCCAUGAGCUUUCGGGUGAGCAGUAAGGAGGAUGUUGCAAGGCUUGCAGUGCUGUGUGGCACCUGCUUGAACCAGGACGGCAGGAGUGCCAGUCUAACGGCACCCCAUGGACCCUCGCAGCAGGAGUGCAUCCGUGCUUCCCUGAGAGAAGCUGGUAUCAAGCCUUUGGACAUCCAGAUUCAGGAGCUCCAUGGCACCGGGACCGCUUUAGGUGAUCCCAUCGAGGUGGGCGCCUUGCGGGCGACCAUGAUGCGCUUCGAAGGUCAAGUGAGACAGCAUCCUUUGGUGAAGACCAGCUCGAAAUCCAACUUGGGGCACACAGAGAUGUCAGCAGGGAUCAACGGACUCAUGAAAUGUGUGCUGAUGGGAUGCUUUGCUGUUUCGGCACCGAACAUCCACUUGAGGCUGCUAAACCCUCACAUUGAUGACGCCGCAUACCCGGUCUAUUUCACCCCAGAGUUUGUGGACCAGGGCAAGGAGACCGGCUUCUUUGGAGUCUCGUCCUUCGGCUUUGGUGGGUCCAAUGCCCGUGGUGACAUCUGGUGCCGCGCUCAAGCUGGGCAUCGCAACACCGCUCAUGAUCGCUCGAGCAUGAGCUUCGGCUGCGACCGGAUCUUCCGUUGCAUCGAAGCCUUUGGAAGUUUGACCAUGCCCCUUCCAGGCGUUGACCCCUUUGAGACGGAGCAUGGUGACUCCACCGAAGGACUCAGUGGUGAGUACACGGUUGGUGCGAAGCUCCAGGGCAAGACGGAGUACUUCGUUGUGAGCAGUGCCAAUGGUUGGUCCUACGGCAAGAUGACUUGGGACCCAUCCUCCAAGUCGCACUGCUAUGCCAUCAUGAUGGGCGAGGCGCUGUGCGAGCAGUUCCAAAUUUCUUGUGACGGGUUUGACGACCUCAAGAUCUUUCCAGCCACUCAGCUGGCGGAUGAGCAGGCCGUGGUGCUGGGCCCAGGCAUCGCUCCCAGCGGCCACACUUGGCUGAUCGAUGGACGGAAAGACAAGGUGAAGCCUCAUGCACUCUACCGCAUCAGUUUGCAGUGGAACGAAGAGCUCCGGAAGAAGAGGACAGCACAGAUGGUACAGAUGGCACAGAUGGAGACUCCGUUGGCACGGCGGAUGCGGCAGAACAUUCGCUUUUUGGCAGAUGACGCAUUGAAAGGUCGCAAGCCCGGUACCUUUGGAGAAGAGGUCGCUGCAGCCUUCGUGGCCAGCGAAAUGGAGGAGAUCGGGUGCCUUCCCGCAGGCGAGGAUGGCACGUAUUUUCAAACAGUGAAGAUGGUUGGCUUGACUGUGAAAGAAGAGACCUCAAGGCUUGGUUUCAAGGUGAAGGACUUUCAAAUCACGGGGACAUUUGGUGAUGAUUAUGUCCAUUCCAUGGAUCCAACGGACUGUGGCGAGAGCGAGAUCCUGUCAUCGCUGGAAAGCGACCUUGUCUUUGUGGGGCAUGGCGUCAAGGCGCCAGAACUGAGUUGGGAUGACUUUAAGGAGCAAAGCAUGGUUGGCAAAGUCAUUCUGGUUUUGGUCAACCAACCACAAGUUCCGCCCUUCCCAAGUGAUGAUAUGCUAUACUAUGGCCGCUGGUCCUAUAAGCUUGAAGAGGCAAGACGGCGAGGGGCAGCCGGGUGUUUGAUCAUCCAUUUUAGUGAAGAAUUUGCUGGUUAUCCCUGGAGUGUUACACAGACUGGCUACAAAGGAGAGAAAGUCUCCUUGGAGAAGGAACAGGUGAAUCCAUUGAUGCUGCAGGGCUGGUUGAGCCAAAGGAUGGGAGAAAAACUGGCGGAGGCCUUUGGUGGCACUCUGCAGAGCUGGUGCACAGAGGCCAGCAAGUCCGACUUCCAGCCCUUCACUGUGGGCCGCAUCUCUCAUGAGGUGGAAUAUCAGCUCCGACGCUUCCAGGGCCGGAACGUGCUCGGGCUCAUCUCUGGCAAUGUGGCCCCUCGCGAGGUGGUGGUCAUUGCUGGGCACCAUGACCACCUGGGAGAACAAGGCAAUGAAAUCUAUAACGGAGCGGUGGACAACUGCACUGGCGUGGCGAUGAUGCUGGCGACGGCGCGCCUCUUGAAGGACAUCUCCUUGGGCCGCUCCGUGCUUUUCAUGGCGCCCACCGCAGAGGAGUGUGGCAUGCUGGGCUCCGAGUUUUAUGCUCAACAUCCGCUGGUGGGCGGGCAGCUGAUCCAGCCAAUUGCGGCCUUCGCGUUUGAUGUGGGAAACGUGUGGGGCAAGACGGCGGAUCUGGCCAUUUUGGGCUUUGGCAAAAGCACCUUGGACCCAUUGCUGAUGGAAGCGGCUGAGAGCCAAAAGCUACGGAUCAUCCCUGACCAGCAACCAAAGAUGGGGCUCUUCUAUCGUAGUGACCACUGGAGCUUUGUACGUCAUGGAGUGCCGGGGUGCUGGUUCUUCUUUGGGCAUGAUUUUAUUGGCCGGCCAGCCACUUAUUAUGAGGAGGUGAUUGGUCGAUAUAUCAAGACGGAAUAUUAUAAGCCCGCGGACACCUACAAGGAGCACUGGAGUAUGGAGGGGCUACUGUCCCAAGUGGAAUAUACUGUGGCAGUGGUGAAGUUGCUAAGCUCCCGAACCGAUUUUUAUCCCAAGAUCCUUGAACAGGCGCCGCCGGACACUCCGCCUGUGCCAAGUCCGGACAACUCUUGGAGGAUGCAGGUCUUUUGGGAGGUGGUGGAGGCUUCGGACCUGCCGAUCAAGGUCGUGCGACACAGCUACUACAUCGUGGCUUCCUGGACGGCCUACAAGCCCUUUGAGAUGGUGCCCCUGCGCAAGGGGGAGCUCUACGAAUCCACCGUGAGGAUCGGCAUCCAGGACCUCGAAGAGUUCCAAUUCCUGCGCGAUGCGGACGUGCUGCAGGCCAUCUAUCCAGCCGAGAAGGGCGGUAGCCAUGCAGUUCCGGUCUGUGGUCCCGAUUCCUUGGGACGCGGGAAGUUCUGGCGCCUCGCAGGGCAGAGUGGCCAAGCCUGGCGGAUCCAACUGCAGGUGGGCGCGCAGGGCAUCACGGUCAUGGCAAUAGGCCCCCAGGGUCAGAGGAAAUGGACCAGGACGCCCGAGCCGCCCGGGCCCUCGACGGUCGGAUCGACGCACCGAGGUGAUUGA